This is a messenger RNA of Lynx canadensis (Canada lynx), 1804 nucleotides long. It is a transcript of the gene DIPK1B, whose product is annotated as divergent protein kinase domain 1B. The record is from RefSeq and is a predicted model, not a curated record. The transcript has 5 exons. Lineage: Eukaryota; Metazoa; Chordata; Mammalia; Carnivora; Felidae. The coding region runs from base 190 to 1443 and encodes 417 amino acids.
CCCUUCCAGGCUCCCCGGGUGGGGGCUGCUGAGACCCUGCCCCCUGUGCCAGCGCCCCCCGGCCCCGUCCCCCGUGCUGGCCCUGGCCCAGCUGGAACUGCCCACCGGUCAGAGGACAGGGUGCACGGUGGUGAUUUUCCACCCCGACCUUGUGCAGAGGUUACAACGUCGUCAUGAAAUGAGGGCAAGAUGGGAGAGAAUUUGUCAAAAAAGGGCCGGCUCCCGGGCCUCCGGGUCAAGUACGUCUUCCUGCUGUGGCUGGGCAUCUUUGUGGGCAGCUGGCUGGUGUAUGUGCACUACUCGACCUACGCGGAGCUCUGCCGCGGGCACGUCUGCCAGGUGGUCAUCUGUGACCAGUACCGCAAGGGCAUCAUCUCCGGCUCCAUCUGCCAGGACUUGUGCAACUUGCACAAGGUGGAGUGGAGGGCCUGCCUCUCCUCCGUUCCCGGCCGGCAGGUAUACAGCGGGCUGUGGCAGGGCAAGGAGGUGACCAUCAAGUGCGGCGUCGAGGAGGGCCUCAACUCCAAGGCCAGGUCGGACGCGGCCCCCCGGCAGGAGCUGGUACUGUUUGACAAGCCCACACGGGGCACCUCGAUUAAGGAGUUCCGAGAGAUGACCCUCAGCUUUCUCAAGGCGAACCUGGGGGACCUGCCGUCCCUGCCGGCGCUGGUCGGGCGGGUCCUGCUCAUGGCGGACUUCAACAAGGACAGCAGGGUGUCCCUGGCGGAGGCCAAGUCGGUGUGGGCCCUGCUGCAGCGGAACGAGUUUCUGCUGCUGCUGUCCCUGCAGGAGGACCACGCCUCCAGGCUGCUGGGCUCCUGUGGGGACCUCUACGUCACCGAGGGCGUCCCACACGGCUCCUGGCACGGGGCCGCUCUCCCACCCCUCCUGCGCCCGCUGCUGCCCUCCGCCCUGCACACGGCCCUCCAGCAGUGGCUGGGGCCCGCGUGGCCCUGGAGGGCCAAGAUCGCCAUCGGGCUCCUGGAGUUCGUGGAGGAGCUUUUCCACGGGGCCUACGGGACCUUCUACAUGUGCGAGACCACGCUGGCCAACGUGGGCUACACGGCCAAGUACGACUUCAAGAUGGCGGACCUGCAGCAGGUGGCGCCCGAGGCCGCCGUGCGCCGCUUCCUGCGGGGCCGCCACUGCGAGCACAGCGCGGACUGCACGUACGGCCGGGACUGCAGGGCCCCCUGCGACAAGCUCAUGCGCCAGUGCAAGGGCGACCUCAUCCAGCCCAACCUGGCCAAGGUGUGCGAGCUGCUGCGGGACUACCUGCUGCCCGGCGCCCCCGCCGACCUGCGCGAGGAGCUGGGCAAGCAGCUGCGCACCUGCACCACGCUGAGCGGGCUGGCCAGCCAGGUGGAGGCGCACCACUCCCUGGUGCUGAGCCACCUCAAGACCCUGCUCUGGAAGAAGAUCUCCAACACCAAGUACUCCUGAGGGGCGCCGCCCUCCCGCUCACCAGGGGGCGCCCGGGGCCCUGGCGAGCCACUCCUCCCUCUUCGCCCUGCGGAGGCGGCCAGGGCCAGGACCGAGGCGGGGUGGGGGCCUGGCCAGGCGGCCGCUCUGCACAGAAGCCCGGGGAAGUGGUGCGGAGCCCUUCCCCCACCCCCCGCCUUCCCAGCUCUCCAGACCCCACGACCAGACAGAGGGGCUGUCGAGCUGGACCAGGAGACUGGGGUGGGGGCGGGGGAGCAGGACGGGAGCACCCGGAGCCUGACCACCAGGGGCUGAAGGACACUCCCAAGGUUUUGUUACCUUUAAGGACUCGUGAUGUAAAUAAACAGCUUUUCUGGGAGUG